Camellia sinensis is the source of this 4067-nucleotide messenger RNA. The record is from RefSeq and is a predicted model, not a curated record. Lineage: Eukaryota; Viridiplantae; Streptophyta; Magnoliopsida; Ericales; Theaceae.
UAAAUUAAGCACCAGCCUAGCUAGCUAGUGGCAUAAUAUGGCAGAGAGAAGAAGGGAAGCAGAAGCAGAAGCAGAAGCAGCUCAAGAGAUGAUAGAAGAAGAAGAAGAAGAAGCACUUAAUAUGAAAGAAAAUAAGGUGUCAUCGACAAAUCUACGUCGUGUGGACUCCCUCGACUUGGAAGCUGGAAAAGUUACUUUUUCUAGAAUCCGCAGCCACAAUAAUAAUGUAGAUUGGUGGACAACAUUGAGUUUGGCAUUUCAAAGUGUCGGGGUAAUAUAUGGAGACAUAGGGACUUCUCCACUGUAUGUGUUUUCAAGCACUUUCCCAAAGGGUAUCCAACACACAGAAGAUCUUCUGGGAGUGUUGUCUCUCAUCAUCUACACCAUUCUCCUCAUUCCCAUGCUCAAGUAUGUUUUCAUUGUCUUGUGGGCCAACGAUAAUGGUGAUGGAGGUACAUUUGCACUCUAUUCCUUGAUAUGCCGGUAUGCAAAGGUGAGCUUGAUACCAAAUGAACAGCCAGAGGACAGACAACUAUCCAACUACAAGCUUGAUCUAUCUUCCAACCAAUUGAAAAGAGCUCUAAAGAUUAAAGAGAAGUUGGAGAAUAGCAGAACUGCUCAAAUGGUUCUCUUCCUUGUCACCAUCUUGGGAACUUCCAUGGUCAUUGGGGAUGGGGUUCUAACUCCAUGCAUCUCUGUCCUUUCUGCAGUGAGUGGGAUCAAGGCCUUGCAUCAAGAUGCUGUAGUGGGUAUUUCAAUUGCAAUCUUGAUAGUUCUUUUUUGUGUUCAAAGAUUUGGGACUGAUAAAGUGGGAUUCUCGUUCGCACCAAUCAUCAUAUUGUGGUUCUUGUUCAUAAGUGGAAUAGGACUCUAUAACUUGUUCAAGCAUGACGUUGGAGUCUUAAAGGCUUUUAAUCCAAAAUACAUAGUUGAUUACUUCAAAAGAAAUGGCAAGAAAGGAUGGGUAUCUCUUGGUGGAGUUGUUCUCUGCAUUACAGGGACAGAAGCCAUGUUUGCCGAUCUAGGGCACUUCAAUGUUCGAGCAGUCCAAAUUAGUUGCUCUGGAAUUGUGUUUCCUGCAUUACUAGCUGCCUACAGUGGACAAGCUGCAUACCUUGUCAAAUUCCCCGGCGAUGUGGGUAAUACUUUCUACGCCUCGAUUCCAGGUCCAUUAUAUUGGCCAACAUUUGUUGUCGCUGUUGCUGCUGCCAUUAUCGCUAGCCAAGCUAUGAUCUCGGGAACAUUUUCAAUUAUCUCCCAGUCCUUAAGUCUAGGUUGUUUUCCGAGGGUUAAAGUUGUCCACACGUCAGCUAAGUACGAGGGUCAAGUUUACAUACCGGAGGUCAACUUCUUACUAAUGAUUGCUUGCGUUAUUGUAACCGCUGCCUUCAAGAGCACAACAAAUAUUGGCAAUGCAUAUGGAAUCGCCGUGGUUGCUGUAAUGAUCAUCACAACCUGUAUGCUUACUCUUAUCAUGCUUGUUAUAUGGAAGACAAGCAUAUGGUGGAUAGUUCUAUUCCUCGUGAUUUUUGGUUCGAUUGAGGGCUUAUACCUGUCAUCUGUCUUGUUCAAAUUCGUUGAGGGCGGUUACCUUCCACUAGCCUUUUCAGUUGUUCUAAUGCUGAUAAUGGGGUUGUGGCAUUACGUACACAAAAAGAGAUACAUGUUUGAGCUCAACAACAAGGGCAUUCCUCCAAUAUUUCGCCAUUUCAUUACCUAUAUACCAUCCAUCCAUUCAGUCUUGGUGUUUGUCUCUAUCAAGUCUAUUCCCACUAGCAAAGUGGUCAUGGAGGAGAGAUUUUUAUUUCGGCUGGUCGAACCAAGAGACUACCACAUGUUUCGCUGUGUGGUGAGAUAUGGAUAUAAUGAUGUGAUUGAAGGAUCAGAGGUGUUUGAAAAGCAACUGAUUGAGCACUUGAAGCAGUACCUUCAGCAUGAACACUUCAUUCACGAAGGACAACAGCCUAAUGAAGAAAUAGUCGAGCCAGUGAACACUGGAGCCAUCCCAGGUGCCGAAGAGGAGAUGCAAUUUGUCCAUAAAGCAAUGGAAAAUGGUGUUGUUUAUUUCUUAGGGGAAGCAGAAGUUCGAGCUGAACAGAACUCAUCCCUAUUCAAGAAGAUUGUUGUCAACUAUGCCUAUAAUUUCCUCAGGAAAAACUUUAGCCGAGGGGAACAAGUAUUGGGAAUCCCUCGGAGUCGACUCCUUAGGGUUGGAAUGACAUAUGAGAUAUGAAACAUUUGAAUUUGUUGAAAAAUGCAAUCCGCAACUUGAUGAUACUCGUCUCAUAGAAAAAUGUAUGAACUUGUGUUAAAAAAAUUUCGUAAGAUUUGCAAUAACAUUUAUGAGUAUGAGAUACAUUAGCUAGAAUGUUAAAUGUAGUCCUAUAUAAAGAACAGUUUGUGGUGAUUAUUGUAAGUGAAAUAUGAGCUUUAUAUGGCUUCUAUAGUUGUACAUCUUCGUACUUUCCAUAAGUUCCCAUUCUCCUAUCUUGGCCUUCCACUUGGUGCCAGCCCAAGAAAAAGGAGCACAUGGUUACCAGUAAUCAACAAGUUCAAAUCAAAGUUGGCCUCUUGGAAGAGAAAGCUUCUCUCUUUUGGUGGAAGGUUGACACUUAUCAAAUCUGUUUUGUCUAGCCUUCCAUUAUACUAUCUAGUAAAGUGGGAAGAUGUUACUAAAAGUAUGAGUCAGGGGGGUUUAGGAAAGAAGAUUGAGGGAGGUAAAUGUCAGCUUGCUAGUUAAAUGGUUGUGGAGGUAUGGGGUAGAGGAUAUUGCUCUUUGGAAAGCCAUUUUAAUCAGCAAAUACAACAGCACAGGUGGGACGUGGCUUCCUUUUCCAGGAGACCAUAUCAUUGGAUCAAGAUUAUGGAAUGAUAUCACCAACAUUGCACAGAACAAUCCACACCUGUUGAGUUUUGUCUUGGAAAACAGUGAAAUAGUAAUUGGUAAUGGCCUUAGGGCCAAAUUCUGAGAGGAUCAUGAUUGGGCUGGAAACUUCAGUCUCAAAGAUGAGUUUCCAAGAUUGUAUGGAUUGUCAACUGAGAAAGGGGCAUCUUUCAGAAUGAUGGUGGAAAAAAAAAAAAAGAAAAAAAAAAAGAAGCUCAUCAAGCUGGAUUCUGAACUUCAGAAGGAGGUUAUUUGCCUGGGAAGAAGAGGAUGUUGGAUGACAUUAUAUCAGAUUGACUACUACAUUGCCAGCCUUCUCAAAUAAAGAUGUUUGCUUAAUUUGGAAAGCCUCCUCCUCAGGUCAGUUUGAUGUGUCAUCAGUUUAUAACAAGUUUUCCCCUUCACCUAACAUUGUGAUCACCAACCUUCUUUGGAACAAUAUUACUCCACCAAAAGUGCAGUUUUUUGGAUGGUUGGCUGUUUUUUGGAUGGUUGGCUUGGAGGGGAAGAAUCAAAACAUCAGUGUACCUUCACAGAAUUGGGGUGCUUGGUCCUAAUGUCAGAUCUGAAUGUGCUUUUUGUAACAGUGAGAUGGAAACUGUAAGUCAUGUAUUGUUGUUGUGUCCCAUUAUUUGGAGAGUAUGGGCAAACCUGUUGAGCUGAUGGGGAUUACAAUAGGUGACACCUGAAAAGGUAGAAGGGCUUCUUGACUGGUGGAGGGGCUUCAAAUGGAAGAAAUUUGAUAAUAUGAUCUGGAAAGCUAUAUCUCUGGCCACACUUUGGUCCAUUUGGAAAUCUAGAAAUGAGUGUAUCUUCAAUGGUAAGCAGGCUGCUUUGGAUGAGCUUUGUGAAUUGAUAAAACUUGGAAUUGCUUUGUGGGUUAAAGCUCAUUCAAAGGACUGUUCGUAUUCGGUGCAUGACAUCGUGUCAAAGUUGCAGCAGAUCAGAUUUACUUCCUAGCAAUAAGGGGUAAGGAUUUGGGUGCUCUGUUUUCUCUGCCUGAUGCUGUGUGCUAUGGCUACUGCUGGGUGUUCUAGGCUGUGUUUCUGUUGGUGUGCUGGGGUUUGUGUCUGUUUGAGGCUUGUUUUACUCUCAUAGUUGGCUUCUCACCAACCUUUUUGGCUUGAGCUAACAUAUAAUUUGAUGUUUUUUUUCUUGCCAACCUAGUUGAAAUUAGGAUGUA